This is a messenger RNA of Scomber japonicus (chub mackerel), 1048 nucleotides long. It is a transcript of the gene borcs8, whose product is annotated as BLOC-1 related complex subunit 8. The transcript has 6 exons. The record is from RefSeq and is a predicted model, not a curated record. Lineage: Eukaryota; Metazoa; Chordata; Actinopteri; Scombriformes; Scombridae. Gene Ontology annotation, cellular component: BORC complex. The coding region runs from base 83 to 472 and encodes 129 amino acids.
AGCAUUUAUCAGCUGACACAACCUGGGUUCAACUGCGGUCUGUUUGUUUCUCAGUUUGAGUCUGCAUAAAGCAGCUUGCAUAAUGGAGGACCAGGAGAUGCAACUGAAAGUCAGAAGAGUGACUGACAAAUUCACGGAGAGCAUGUACGUCCUGGCUAACGAGCCGUCAGUGGCUCUCUACAGACUGCAGGAGCACGUCAGGAGGUCGCUGCCUGAGCUGGUGCAGCACAAGACAGACAUGCAGAGCUGGGAGGAGCAAAGUCAAGGAGCUAUCUACAGUGUAGAGUAUGCUUGCAGUGCUGUGAAGAGCAUGACCAACAGCAGCUUAUAUUUCAAAAACAUUGACGGCCUCCUCCGUCAAGCCAUCAGCAUGAAGGAACAGAUAGGCAACUCUCAAGGACGCAGUUUACAUGAUGACACCCCCCCCUCCUCUCUUGUCUCUGCUCCUCAUGCCCCACCCGCUUCCUCAUGACAUCUGGACAGGGGUGUCUAAGGAAAAGGACGAUGGACUCGGGCGUGCUAAAGGAAGGAGGAGAGAGGCACAACUCUGGGAUGUGACGUGACUUCCUGAGUUUUCUUGGUGUUGCUGCUACACUCCCUUGCUCUGCUAUGUCUUGAUUGAGCCUGAAGUGGGGGGUCAUAACCUCCUCAUCACAAUGGAGUGACUGCCUCCACUGACCCCCUCAGUACAAGCCGCUCAGUGGAACAGAGCACCACAGCACUGCCAGGUUCAGCAUUAAAAACACUUAAGUCAUGGACGCUGGUCAAAGAAUGCAUUGUUCUCUGGGACUCGCUGGGUGCACCAGAGAGAGAGAGAGCUACAGUGCUGUUUUUUUGCCUCAGCUGUGGAAAACCACGCCGCCAUAUCACAUAAAUACCAUCAUCAGUUUGCGGUGAAUCAUGGUUUGCUGUGUUUAGUUCAUACCUGCCAAGUAGAGAGAAACCCCCAGACAGAAGAGUCCGAUGGCCACAUGUCGCACACCUCUGCUGUCCAAAAGGAACCAGUCAGCUCUGUGGAAACAAAUGUAAUACAUUCAAUGUCACGCCU